Daktulosphaira vitifoliae (grape phylloxera) is the source of this 798-nucleotide messenger RNA. RefSeq lists its product as uncharacterized. The transcript is spliced from 2 exons. Bases 1 to 798 code for a protein of 265 amino acids. NCBI's taxonomy places the organism in Eukaryota, Metazoa, Arthropoda, Insecta, Hemiptera, Phylloxeridae. The record is from RefSeq and is a predicted model, not a curated record.
AUGAACGCCGAAGAACUACCACUACAGGCACAGCAAUAUCCAACAGCUUCUGUGAAUCGCGUUGCCGUCAAGUUGCCACCUUUCUGGUCCGAAAGACCGAGCUUAUGGUUCUCACAGGUUGACUCGCAGUUUGCAAUCUCGGGAAUAACAAGUGAGGAAACAAAAUUUAAUUAUGUUGUGGCUCAGCUUGAUACGCGUUACGCCGCCGAAGUAGAGGAUAUUAUUACUAACCCACCGCCUACUGAACGCUACAAACAUCUACGCGCAAAACUUGUUGAACGGUUGUCUAUCUCAGAAGAACAACGUGUGCGGCAACUCAUCAAUGAAGAAGAACUAGGUGACCGUAAGCCAUCACAGUUCUUACGACAUCUCCGUUCCCUUGCCGGCACUACUACAUUACAAGACAAUAUUUUACGUCAACUUUGGCUCCGCCGUCUACCAUCACAUGCACAAGCUAUUUUAACCGCACAAUCAGAGCUUCCUCUGGAUAAGGUAGCCGAGCUGGCUGACAAAAUUGUUGAAGUGCAGCCAGCCCCCUCGCAAUUCGUCCAUGCUGUUGCCACGACGAACAAUAAAAAGGAACUCGAUGUUUUAGCUGCCAUUGAAGCACUCACAAAACAGGUAAGCGAAUUAUGUGCUAAACGCCCGCAACGUUCCCGCUCUAGGUCACGUAACCGUUCAAACGUGGAACUGACUAACGGCAAAGGAUGGUGUUGGUAUCAUAGCACUUAUGGAGAAAAGGCUGCCAAAUGUAAGGCUCCCUGCAAGUAUCAGGAAAACUCCAACGACAGUCAGUAG